Molecule: messenger RNA, 939 nt
Organism: Colossoma macropomum (tambaqui)
Lineage: Eukaryota; Metazoa; Chordata; Actinopteri; Characiformes; Serrasalmidae
Gene: acyp2
Product: acylphosphatase-2
Exons: 4
Coding region: 25-429 (134 amino acids)
Molecular function (GO): acylphosphatase activity
Source: RefSeq, a predicted model, not a curated record
ACCGGGGGCGACAGAGCUCUGUUUAUGUUUGCCUUCAGUUUGAGCUGUUUGAGCGGCUUCUGCGUUCUGCUCGUGUUAAUCUCCUUUCCGCUGCUCUUCGCCAUGUCCUCCGGGGGGAAAUACUCAUCCGUAGAUUUCGAAAUAUUCGGCGAUGUUCAGGGUGUGUGCUUCAGAAUGGUAAGAAGAUAUUUAAUCUAUACUAAGUACACAGAAGAUCAGGGGAAGAAGCUGGGGGUAAACGGCUGGGUGAAGAACACCAGACAGGGCACCGUGAUCGGGCAGGUGCAGGGGCCUCAGGACAAGGUCGAUGAGAUGAAGCACUGGCUGAGAUAUGUGGGCAGUCCCAGCUCUCGUAUUGACCGUGCUGAGUUCACCAACGAGAGGGACAUUUCUAAGCUGGAGCUUCGCGGAUUCAGCACUCGUUACUGAGCUCCUUAACCUUUCAGUUAGCAGCCAUAAAGAAUUCAUUGUACCUGCUGACUCAGUGCCUCACAUUCAUUACCAGACUGUUUGACACCCCUUGAUUUGGUACGUUUAAGCCUGAGCGAACCAUUUACUCAAACAAAAGCCUUAACUAAUUACUUUCUCUUUGUAUUUAUUCGAAUAUUUAACCCCUUAAACCCUAAGGGCCCUAAUGUAGGUGCUAAUGUCAGUCACUCUCAUAACUACAUAAAAUACAGAAUAGUUUUAUAGUAGUUACGAAUAAUUCAUAAUAGUUACUGUAAGCCUGGGGUUGACAGGGUUAGUGUAUGCAUUAAUGAACGUAACAGUGUUUAUGGAGGAGUAUUUUUUACUUAUUGUGUUGAAUUUGUGACUUUAAAUGUAACUUUCUUUUUUUCUCUCUGAACUAAAGCCAAUAUGACAGGAAAGACUUGCCAACCAUUUGUUUAUAAUUGAAGCAGCUCUCAGUUCCCACCCUGAAAUAAAUCAUUAUGUUGA